Molecule: messenger RNA, 2261 nt
Organism: Silurus meridionalis
Lineage: Eukaryota; Metazoa; Chordata; Actinopteri; Siluriformes; Siluridae
Gene: pigw
Product: phosphatidylinositol glycan anchor biosynthesis, class W
Exons: 2
Coding region: 307-1782 (491 amino acids)
Biological process (GO): protein localization to plasma membrane; GPI anchor biosynthetic process
Cellular component (GO): endoplasmic reticulum; membrane
Molecular function (GO): glucosaminyl-phosphatidylinositol O-acyltransferase activity
Source: RefSeq, a predicted model, not a curated record
UAGACGCAAACAGGAAACAUGCGGAAGAGCCGAAAGGAGUCCGGUGUAACGAAACCGGUUUGAUUACGUAAAAACGUAAAGUUGGACCUUUGGUGGAUACAAUCGUGAUUUGUUUGUUGCACGAAAAAACGAAUUAAUUCGUAAAUCAUGAUACAUUUGUAAAGAAUUAUGCAGCUUAUUGAUCCACGUGACCUGACAGACCGGUCAGUGCUGAUUACAUUGAAUGUAUGCAACUAGGUGAAGAGUAAAAGGGUGAAGAUCAAAGGACCUGUCAGUAUUUCUGCAUUCAUAGAAACCUCAACGGCAAUGGCUGAAACGGAAAUCAAAGUCGCCUUCGUGAGCAACCUCAACGGCACGACGCUGACGGAAGUGUCUCUCGGCUCCUUCCUCGCCCCUCUCUGUCUUCUCAGCCGAGGCUUGUUCGUACUGGUGCUUCAACUCAACAGAGUUGUUCUCCCACUGAGCAGCAGUGUUCACCUUCUUUUAGAUUUCGCUCUGCUCAUAGCGCCGCUCGUGCUCUCAUGUACUGUCCUUAGUGACGUCCUCCUCUGGGUUGUGAUAACCGUAGCUGUCGCUAACGUUUUUGUCGUUAUAAUAUUGUACUCCAAAAGGAAUAAGAAACCUGCCAGUCAUCAGAGUACGAUCCACAGCUUUGAACACAGUCAUGUUGAGUCCAAAUUGGUGCCUUUUUUGACCGCGUUCAGAGUGCUGGUCAAUAUCAAGACAGCGAUCAGCAUCCUAGCUGUGGAUUUUAGUGUUUUUCCAAGGCGAUAUGCCAAAACGGAGACGUAUGGGACAGGGGUUAUGGAUUUCGGAGUGGGAGCUUAUGUUAUUGCCAAUGCAAUGGUGUGUCCUGAAGCUAGAGGGAAGAAAAUGCAGGGUUCAAAACUCAGCCAUUUGGCAAAGCAGCUUUUCUCAGUGUGGCCUUUGGUCGUGCUCGGGUUUGCCAGACUGGCGAGCGUGAAAUCGACAGGUUAUCACGAACACGUUACAGAAUACGGGAUGCACUGGAACUUCUUCUUCACUUUAGCCAUAGUGAGAGUGGUGGCGUCGGCUCUUCUUGCCGUGUUUCCCAUUAACGUCUCCUGGCUCUUGUCUUUGCUGAUCAGUGGAACAUACCAAAUCAUCUUAGAGACAACAGAUCUGAAGUCGUUUCUAACUCAGAACCAUGAGCGCAAUAGCUUCGUGCAAGCGAAUAAAGAAGGAAUUUUCUCUGUAGUGGGUUACGUCGCUGUUUACAUGGCCGGAGUUCAGAUUGGUGUCUAUCUAAUGCAGAACAGGACUCUGGUCAGGGACUGGAUACGUGUUAUCCGGAACCUUCUCCUAGGAAGCUUUGGGCUCUGGAUUGCUUUACAUGUCUGUCAAACACACAUCGAGCAGGUUUCACGUCGCAUGGCCAACCUGCCAUUCUGUAUAUGGACUGUGGCACAGUCCCUGUUUUUUCUUUCCUGUUUGGCCCUCGCUGAUAUCGUAUUGCUUUUUGCCAAAGUGACGUCCAGUUUCUCUGCUGUGUCGACCUCCUGGAAUCCUCGUCGAUGUCCCGAAACGGAGCGAAAAAUAAGGAGCAGAUUAGGAGCCUUGUGUUUAAUUCAGUCCGUGAACAGAAAUCAGUUGCUGUUUUUCAUGUUGGCGAACCUACUGACUGGAAUAACUAACGUCCUCGUAGACACUUUGAAAAUCAGCGACUUUUUUGCGGUGUGCGUUUUGCUGGCUUACAUGUUCAUAAACAGUUUCAUUAUAUUUAUUUUACAUGUACAUAAUAUUACUUUAAAAUUUUGGUAAUUUGUUUCUUCUACUGUUCCAAUCAACGCUUCAAGAAUAUCAUCUGAACAUGAUUAUAAGAUGUAAAUAUGGCCAAGCUCUUACAUAUAUAUUUAACAAAUUAUGAUAUAGCAAAUAAAAGAAAUUGUGAGAUGUGUCAACAGUACUAUUAAGACGUGGGUUACGGUUAUCAUUAAAUCUGCUUUUGAAAUCCUCGUGUCUUCUUGCUGUGCUCAGUCUUGCCAUGUGACAAACCGUCACCUCACCUUCGUAGCAGUGUUUGGCUGUUCCCCACCUAGUUUGAAGUCUCCUACACAGCAGUUUCAUAUGAAAUUGAUGAUCAUUAGCACCUGCUUGGUAUAACUGGUUAAUCAUACACCUGACCCUGAUUAUACAAAAUCUCUGACUUUGUUCAAGUGUACAACAAAUAUUUAUUCGAAAUUAACUUUCUUCUUCUGUUUGCUCAUUUUGUAAACGAAUAAAAAAAAACAUUUAAAUUA